CUGCCUACUCUACCACUCUGGUCCGCAGCAACAUGGCAUUGACCGUCUGUCUCUCCUGCGUCCUGGCCCUGUUGGUGGCAGCCCCGGCCCAAGGCAUCAGAGGCCAGGAGCCAGGUCCCCGGCCACUGGAACUGAAAGAGGCCUUCACUUUGUUCCAGAUCCAGUACAACCGGACUUACUCCAGCCCAGCAGAGUACGCUCGCCGCCUGGAUAUCUUUGCCCGCAACCUGGACCGGGCUCAGCGGCAACAGGAGGAGGACUUGGGCACGGCGCAGUUUGGGGUGACUCCGUUCAGUGACCUCACAGAGGAGGAGUUUGACCGGCUGUAUGGGAAUCAGAAGGCAGCUGGAAGGGCGCCCUAUAUGGACAGAAAGGUAGGGUCUGGUGAGAAGGGCGAGUCAGUGCCCUCCACCUGUGACUGGCGGAAGAAACCCGGCAUCAUCACACCUGUGAGAAACCAGGGAGAGUAUUGUAGGUGCUGCUGGGCCAUGGCGGCAGUGGGCAACAUCGAGGCCCUGUGGGCCAUUAAAUGGCAGCAUUCUGUGGAACUCUCCGUGCAGGAGCUCCUCGACUGUGACCGCUGCGCGAGCGGCUGUACCGGCGGCUUCGUCUGGGACGCGUUCAUGACUGUCCUGAACAACAGUGGCCUGGCCAGCGAGGAGGACUACCCGUACCGGGGGGAGACCACAGUCCACAGGUGCCAGGCCAAGAAGUACAAAAAGGUGGCCUGGAUCCAGGAUUUCUUCAUGCUGCCGGAAAACGAGCAAAGUAUUGCCCGGCACCUGGCCACGGAGGGCCCCAUCACUGUCACCAUCAACAAGGAGCUCCUGCAGCGUUACCAAAACAAUGUGAUCCAGCCUGCACCCGGCACCUGUGACCCUCGGACAGUGGACCACGUCGUCCUGCUGGUGGGUUUCGGCAAGACCAAGUCGGUGGAGAGCAGGCAGGCAGAGGCAGACCUGUCCCAGUCUAAACCUCGGCCUCGUCGCUCCAUUCCCUACUGGAUCCUGAAGAACUCCUGGGGGGCCAACUGGGGUGAGGAGGGUUAUUUCCGGCUGCACCGAGGGAGCAAUGCCUGUGGCAUCACCAAGUACCCGUUGUCUGCCCGAGUGGACGUACCGGCCAAGAAGCAGCACAAAGUCUCCUGCCCUCCCUGAGCCCGCCUCUCAGCUCUCCCCGGCCGUGCCAGCUGCCUCCUCGCUGGCCACGCCGCAAGUCUUCCCCUGUCCUCCCAGUCUUCUUGCUAUGGGCCGAAUAAACCAACGGAAGAGCAUGGA
Phyllostomus hastatus (greater spear-nosed bat) is the source of this 1277-nucleotide messenger RNA. RefSeq names its product cathepsin W (gene CTSW). The coding region runs from base 33 to 1157 and encodes 374 amino acids. Gene Ontology annotation, molecular function: cysteine-type endopeptidase activity. The record is from RefSeq and is a predicted model, not a curated record. NCBI's taxonomy places the organism in Eukaryota, Metazoa, Chordata, Mammalia, Chiroptera, Phyllostomidae. Gene Ontology annotation, cellular component: lysosome. The transcript has 10 exons.